This is a messenger RNA of Acyrthosiphon pisum (pea aphid), 534 nucleotides long. RefSeq lists its product as uncharacterized. The coding region runs from base 1 to 534 and encodes 177 amino acids. Gene Ontology annotation, molecular function: protein dimerization activity. Lineage: Eukaryota; Metazoa; Arthropoda; Insecta; Hemiptera; Aphididae. The record is from RefSeq and is a predicted model, not a curated record. The transcript has a single exon.
AUGAAAGUUACGAGUUUUAAUGUUGUUUUAGAUGACUUGUUAAAUGGUUUGAAUGAUCGUUUUAAUCAGGAAACAUUAAAACUUAUACUUACUGUAACGAAUAUAUUAAAACUUGAGCCAUCUCAAGAAGAUCUAUUGUAUUUGAAUAAUGUAUUUGGAAUCGAUAGUGAGCAAAUUCAAGUUGAAAUUAUGUUACUUAAAAAUAUACCAAAUAUACCAUCUGGAACCAGUUCUAAAACACUUCAUCAAUGGAUUGAUUUUCUAAAUUCAAAUAAUAGAACUUAUAUUUUUCUUCACUUCUAUAAAGUAAUAGUACUUUUUGCCACUAUUCCGGUAACACCUUGCUCAUGCGAACGUGCAUUUUCUAAGCUGACGAUUGUAAAAACAAAACUCCGCAGCACCAUGACUCAAGAAAGACUUGACGCUUUAAUGUUUCUAUUCAUAGAACAACAGAUGACAACAAAUAUUAAUUAUGACGAAGUUAUCGAGGAAUUUAAAGUGAUGAUACCAACAAAACGACGUUUAGAAUUAUAA